AUGGAGCAAACUCUUCCAAAUAUCUCUCAACUGACACUUUCGAUAAGGCAAACGGACCCUAACGCCAACUCAGACGUACCGGAAGUAUUCCCACCGUGGGGGGCAUUCCCUGCCGAGCAAUAUUUGCUGCAUCAUUGGGAUCUCCCUUCUUCCGAACCAAAUCAAGACCAGCGCCGUAGACUGAUCAAUGAUUUUGUCCACGCAUUAGACGAUAUUCCAGAAGAGUGGGUUCUAGCCUCACCCACGCCUAAGACAAUGGUUAUUGCCCCUCAGCAGCUCAGAUCCGAGAUAUUCUGGCUCCUUGGCGCAUCAUGGGAGAUCUGGAACCAGAGCAGAGACCCUAAGUGGGAUUACCAAGGUAUUAAUAUCUGGCUUCGAACAUAUUACGCAGAAGAUGCAGAAGAGAAAGCUCGAGAUAGUGCCAAGUUAGCAGCAUGGUUUGAGUCAUCAGUUGAAGGAAAUCCCAACAUAGACCCUAGUAUAGAUGGCACAAUGAUUAGCUGGCGACUAUUAGAUGAUGAGUUAAUAUUCAACUUUGGUACUGACUGGGAACGAGUUUUUGAGAUUAUUCCUGAGCUUAUUGGUCCAAAAAGUGGAUUAUCACGGCGUUUCUUGUCAGACGAAGACUCUGUGGGUAAGAGAUUCCGUGAAGAAGUUUUCAGAGAGCUCCGAGAAAAUGUGGCUUUAUCAACUGGACUUCAAGAAAAACUCAUCACUAUUGAAGGAAGUGACAAUAUAGUACAGUAUUGUUCAGUCCAUUCAUAUCUUCUUGUGGCUGAUGAGACAACCUUUACUACGGAUGAACUUCUUAUCCUCUUUCUUGAUCUUAAAGGGCACUAUGUGCGUCAGUCGAGAAUAAAGGUUCCAGAUGAUGAUAUAUUUAUGCUAGGAGAUAUGAUUAAUAGUGGAAAGAUUCGUGAUGCCCGAUAUUGGACCGACGACUUUCCGCCUGGAAGCUCUUUAAAUCCAAAGUACCGUGCGCUAGGCGAGAUUGGACGUGAACUGUACGGCGUGGAAGAUCUGCUUCGAACUUGA
Talaromyces proteolyticus is the source of this 1035-nucleotide messenger RNA. RefSeq lists its product as uncharacterized. Bases 1 to 1035 code for a protein of 344 amino acids. The transcript has 3 exons. NCBI's taxonomy places the organism in Eukaryota, Fungi, Ascomycota, Eurotiomycetes, Eurotiales, Trichocomaceae. The record is from RefSeq and is a predicted model, not a curated record.